Molecule: messenger RNA, 2935 nt
Organism: Anopheles aquasalis
Lineage: Eukaryota; Metazoa; Arthropoda; Insecta; Diptera; Culicidae
Product: antifreeze protein Maxi-like
Source: RefSeq, a predicted model, not a curated record
CUCUACUACGGUGGUUACAACAACUACGGCAAUUCGCUAGCAUCCGGUGGAGCAGGGGGAGGAGGCGUUGCAGGGGCUCCUCCCGCGGUCGAUCUGUUGCAUGCAGCGGGCUACUCUGCCACACCGUUCGGCACUCCGGGUGCUCCAACGCCCUGUUCUGCUUCAUCCACCUGCUCCUCCAUCUCUUCCUCGUCCGCUUCCUCGUCUGCCAUCAUGGGUGCAGCGAUGAGUACAGGCAACGCAGCCGCAGGCUCAACCGCGACAUCAUCAUCAUCAACGACAACAGCAGCAGCAACUGCAGCAGCGGCAGCAUCCGUUAUGGCAGCAGCGGCAGCCGCUGCGGCCGCGGCUGCUGCAGCCUUCUCGAACCAUACCAUCACCGCCAACGCCUCUACCGCCACCAACUCCGGCUCAUCCUUUUCGAUGGGCAGCGGAGCAGGUGGCAGUACCAUCGGGGUUGGUGGCCAGUUUGUAAACGACACGAUGAUGGCACUGGCCAGCGCCGAUACCACCGGUUACAACAUGAUGGUGGUUCAGGAUCACAUGUAAAUAUGGCAACAUCACAGAACUCCACUCAACAGACGGGGACACAACCACCAUCUUUUUGCUUAGUUUUUUGCUUAGCAUCAUUGGAAGUAGGACAAACGGUUGUCUUCUUUCGUCUCUAUCCCCUCCAUGUCUUGUUUUAGGAAAUGAUUUAGUAAAUGCGACAAACAUCACGGGAAGAAUGGUAUCGUUUUAAUAUGCUUUUAAUUUAUUCCCCUACACGCGAUUUGGUUCAGAAACGAUCAUCAUUUGUUUAACGCAGCCGCGCAAUUGGUUUCUAGUUUUGUGCCGACACACCCGGUACACCCGGUACUGACUCAGGAGAUGAAAUGAGAUUGCUUUUGUCGAAGAGAGUGACGAAAUCGGUGAAAAAGUAUGAUAUGAGUUGUCGGUGGUAGAAGAGAAGAUUUUAGAUAAUUUUAUGAGAAUAACAAAAACAACAAAACCCGAACAACACGCAGAGUGAGAGAGAAAGAUGAAAACGAAACAGUGGAAAGAAGUGGAGUGGAGAAAAAGUGGUUUAUCUGUGCAACUAAAAUGCCAGCAUAUCAUGCCAGCACACGGCGAGCACUCGGUUAGGCAGCGGUGCAACGGUACGCGAAAAGGAAAGGUAGAUCGCCGCAAGAGGAGAAGCUCUAAAUAUAAUUUAAAUAAUCUUUUGAACAGUAAUUUAAUGUAGGUCGCUAAGUAAGAUUAACUGAAGGGAGGAAGAGCUGGAAACUGGUAAAAGAGAGAAGAGAAAGAGCGAGAUGGUUAAAUGAAAUGAUCAGACGAAAGCGAAUCAGCAUUAGCACAGGAGCAGUGGCAGUGGCAGCCGGAUUGUAAAUAGACAACGAAAACACGCCACACGGCGUUCGUUUUAGAUUCCUAUACCCGCCCAGCUCACCAGUCGCACCAACCCUAUUUAUUCGUUGUUUGGCUUCGAUGUGAAGCAUCAAAUGCUCCGGCUUCCAGAAACGCUGCUGAUAUAUGCUGAUCGUCGCGCACAGGGUGGCAUCAGAAUCGAAGGGAAGACGGGAGAGACUAGUGAAUAAUGACUUGGAGAACAUUUUCUUCCGCAAAACUUCCGCCACAAGCAGACAGACAGAGACACAUUUGCACAUCACAAAACCUCACCUUUCCAUUGUGUAUCCCCCUUCAUCUUCUUCCUCUCAAAGAGAGUCUCAGUCUUCGGAUUGGUUAUACUCCAAAGAUUCAGUUCAACCAAACUACUUCCAUUCAGCCCCCAGGAAUAGGUUCAUAUAACGUAUGAUUUUAUAUAUCGCUUCCACACCAUCCAAAUCCUAGAUUCAAUCGCAAUUCCUUUUCGCAUUUCAGCACACAGAACACUAUAAAUAUGCUGCACCGAGAUACAAUUUCGUCCAAAUGUCCAACGGGGUAGGGUGGUGUGGUGUUGUGUGCCCAAGGAUGGAGCAAUUUUUCAAAGACGCAACAAAAAGAAACACACAAAAAUGUACCGCAAAACGUUUGCUUUUAUGCGCUAGGCAUUUGUAAAAUACGCGAAGGCUUUUUUUAAAAAAGAAAUCUUGAAACACAAAGCAACAAAAAAACACAACAAACGGAAACAUUCGCCCAAAUGAUGGUGAUGCCACAGCGGGACCGUUACACAAUCAAUAUGCGCUCACAUGGACACAGCACGCCACAACAGUUGCCGCAUACCACAGAAAAGUAACCGGCAUUCGAGUGUUCUCCAUUUUCCGACCGAGCAGCAACGGGCGUGUUUGCCUUUGCUUCGGUUUUCUGUUUUUUUGUAUAAAAAUCUAAAGUAUUUGCAGUGGAAAUGCACAGACGAGGGUGGUACGGGUCAGGAGGAAGCAAACAGCUUGCCUUAGCCUGAGCGGUGCCGCCGGGGGUAAAGUAGUAUAAAGCGUUGAGAGAACACAGAAGUGAACGAAUGGCGGUGUCGCCCGGGGGGAACAUGAAACCGCACAAAACGGUGGAAUGCUGAGAGCAGCGUGCAUAUAAAUAUAUAAAUAUAUGAGAAAAUCUAUACAUAAAAAGGUAGAUAUAAACAUGCGGGGAAGCAGAAGCAGAGAAGACGCUCGACUAGUGCUGGCUCAGAUGCCGGCGUGAAGGAUGCGUGAAAGUGAAUUCGGUUUUUUUUUGUUUUUCGUUUUAAGUAAACUAAUAUGAUCCUGCCGCCGUAACUGAUCAAGUGCUGCGGCGCAGGAGGAAAAAGGGUGAAACGCAUGCUUGCUAUGAACGAAACGAGCGGGGAAACGCGCGAAGAGCAGGGAGAUCUGGAACCGCAUCACCCCGUGGGCAACCCCACGGAGUGUUGCGAGCAUCUUUUUGGUUGCGAUAGACUAGGCGAUAUAGAGAGCGAAACUACUAAUUGAAGAAAGGAAAAUCAAGUUUAAUAUAAUAAAAAGAAAACGAUAAAAACUUA